Messenger RNA from Corylus avellana, 1316 nucleotides. It is a transcript of the gene PDLP7, whose product is annotated as plasmodesmata-located protein 7. The record is from RefSeq and is a predicted model, not a curated record. Gene Ontology annotation, cellular component: plasmodesma. Lineage: Eukaryota; Viridiplantae; Streptophyta; Magnoliopsida; Fagales; Betulaceae.
UUUUUUUUUUUUUUUUUGGUUCAAUAAUUGUAAGGAGUCACCAAUCAAAGCUUCAUAAUUUAAGUUCUACUUAAAUGUUAUUGAAAGCAGCAAAGCCGGCCAUGAAUGAGCUCCACUGGUGAGAGUUUUCUGCCAGGCCUGUAAUUUGCUUAUAUUAUACACCCAUUAACCUCAUCUCUCUCUCUCUCUCAAGAGAAACCAUUGAAAACAUGGGAAGAAGCAGCCAGUUCCUGUCACUGCUCCUCGCCUUCCUUGUCUCUUUCUCUUCUCUUCCCAUUCCUUCAGUACUCUCUUCUUCCACAGACUCCUUCGUCUUUGGAGGCUGCACUCAGGAGAAAUAUGCACAAAACUCACCCUACGAGUCAAACGUCAACUCGCUCCUCACCUCCCUAGUCAACUCAGCUACCUACUCGUCCUACAACAAUUUCACCAUCAUGGGCUCCACCCCACAAGACGUGGUUUACGGACUCUACCAAUGCCGCGGCGACCUCUCCAUGCCGGACUGCGCCACGUGCGUCGCUCGCUCGGUGAGUCAAAUCGGCGUGUUGUGCUCUCAAACAUGUGGCGGAGCGGUGCAACUUGAGGGCUGCUACGUCAAGUACGACAACGCCACCUUUCUCGGGGUGGAGGACAAGACUGUGGUGUUGAAGAAAUGUGGAUCGUCCGUCGGGUACGAUACGGAUUCCAUCAGCCGUCGAGAUGCGGUGAUGGCCUCGUUGGCCGGCGCGGGUGGGCCAUACAGAGUGGGUGGUUCGGGGCAGAUUCAAGGUGUGGCUCAAUGCGUCGGAGAUUUGAGUUUGGGAGAGUGUCAAGAUUGUGUUUCCUACGCGAUCGAACGGUUGAAAAGCGAUUGCGGCGGGGCCGUCUACGGUGAUAUGUUCUUGGCCAAGUGUUAUGCAAGAUAUCAAACCGGUGGUGCUGAUCAUGAUGAUCACUCCUCUAAUGGCCAUCAAUAUCAUGAGAAAUCUAGUAGUGAAGGUGAGAAGACAUUCGCAAUAAUCAUUGGAUUAUUAGCUGGAGUGGCUCUGCUCAUUAUUUUCCUAACAUUCAUGAGAAAGGUGUUGGGGGAACCUGGUAAAUGAAUUAUUAUACGUUUGUCAAAAGUUACUGCCACAGCUUUCAAGUACUCUCAAAGCUUCUCAAGUGAUGGUCAAUCGAUUUGCUUUUGGUGGCCUUUUCCUUCUCUCUUUUGUUUUUGCUCAAUGAUGUCUACUUUUCCUUUUUCUUGAACUUAAUUUAUAUUUUCUUUCCAAGAAGAGGAAGGAUGGGGAAAGAUGUGUGAGAUGGGGUCACUUACCCAAAAAAAAACAAAGUUA